UUUUGGAGUCACAUUGCGCUCCCGUGCGUCGCUGUCAGCAGCAUCAGUCCUCAGUGGACGUCACCACCAGCCUCGGUUUUUGGAUUGGUUACUUAGAUGAGACGCUGUGGCGUGCAUCAACCUGCCCCUCGCACUGAACCUUGAGACAUCGCAUCCACACACUUCAGUCUGGUGGUAUUUUUGCUCCUGGAGUGAGCUGCGCCGCGUUAAAUCAGCGCGCCACGGAAACUUCAAGGAAGUCUUCAACUUUUGGAAGUGUGCGUCGCGGCGAGUCCACACGGCUGUUAAUCCGACACAAGCGGACUAUUUCCUCGGGGAAACUCAACGGAAAGCUUUAUCCUUUUUCUUUUUUCAACCCCCCCCCCCCUCCAAAAAAAAAACAUGUUCACCAAGUGCUCCGUUGUGUUAUUGAAUGCCCUUUUUCUGGUGCGUGCGCUCUCGGCUCACGACUGCACGCCGUGUGGUCUCCGCACUUGCGUCGCCAAAGCGCCGCACGGCUGCGAGGGCGGCCGGAGCCUGGCCAGGGAUCCCUGCGGAUGCUGUGACCACUGUGCCCGGCUGGAGUGGGAACCAUGCGGCGGACAGGACUGGGCGCACGGCUACUGCGCACUGGGGCUGACCUGCGCCUCCGUCAACGGCACAGGAGCGGCCGCGAUCCCUGAAACCGGAGUGUGUAAAGCACUCCCCUCGCAUCCCGAGGCCGGCCUGGAGGACGAGCGCUGUCCCCUGAUGACGGGCUGCGAUAGAGCCGCGGGCCAGUGUGUGUGCGACGCCCGUCACUCCUGCCUGGACUCUUUCCGCUACCCCGACCAGGAAAGCUGCAUGAAGGCCGGCCAGUCAGAGGGUCGGAGGCACGAGCACCGGGAAAGACACAGAGAGAAGUACGUGGGUCCAUCCAACCCGGCCUGCAUGUUCUCGGGGUGUAACCUGACCACCGAGGGCUGCGUGUGCGAGUCUCAGAGCUGCCACCACCACUUCGCCUACGUCAACCGCAGCCAGUGCCAGGAUGCUGCAGAGGAGCUGAGGUGUGCCGGCGUGAUGUGCCCCGCCGUGCCGGCGCCCUCCUGCCCCAAGGGUUCGGUCCUGACCAAGAGUUACACCCCGCCUGCCGGCUGCUGCCCCUCCAUACUGCCCCAGUGCACUUGCGACCCGCGCGCCUGCCACGAGCCCAAGUGCCCGGGUGGGCAGCGCGCCGUGCCGCUCAGCCAGGCCAGCGGGCAGCCGGGGGACUGCUGUGACGUCUUCGAGUGCCCGAAAGUCUCUCCAAAGUGUGUCCACGACGAGAAGGAGUAUUCCGAGGGGCAGGUGUAUCGCGUGGACCCCUGCUGGCUGUGCCGGUGCCGGGGAGGAAUCUCCUUCUGCUCCAAGGCGGAGUGCGCCGAGCUGGAGUGUGAGAACUUCUACGUUCCCGAGGGAGAGUGUUGCGCCGUCUGCCUAGAUGUGGAGUUGCUGUCGAUGGACAGCACCAAGGCCAGCUGCUGGGUGAACAACAAGCUGCGGGCCCACGAGGAGCAGUGGAAAGAGGACGACUGCACCUUCUGCCAGUGUGUGGACGGAGAACCACACUGCACGGCCAUGGCCUGCAAGCAGAGCUGCCAGUACCCCGUCAAGAUCCCCGGAGAGUGCUGUCCCUUCUGUGAAGAACCUUCUUACGAAACAGUUAGCCCCCUGCUGUGCCCUCCCCUGGAGAACUGCUCCCUGUCGCCGAACGACUGUCCCUACGGCUUCCAACAAGACGCGAACGGAUGUCUGCUCUGCCAGUGCCUCAACAAUGACUCCUGCCCUGACCUGGGAAAAUACUGUUCCCUCCAGUGCCCGACGGGAUACAAGACGGACGAUUCUGGCUGCGAGGUGUGCGAGUGCAGCAUUCCCGUGCCAAAGUGCCGCCCCUUGACCUGCUCCAAGACCUGCCCCUAUGGAUUUGUGAGGAACAAGCAUGGCUGUGAGAUGUGCCGCUGCAUCAGGUGUCCUCCCUUCACCUGCGACAAGCACUGCGGCGACGGCUACACCCAGAACAGGAGGGGCUGCUCCGUCUGCGCGUGCAAAGAAAGCGGCCGCGUCCCGAGCACCACGGCCUCGGCGCCGGCGCCCGCCCACUGCCUCACCGCCAACGGGCGCCGCUACGAGGAGGGCGACGGCUGGCACGACGGCUGCCGCGACUGCUACUGCCACUCCGGGCGGGAGAUGUGCGUGCUCAUCUCCUGCCCCGCGCCCAGCUGUUCUCACCCGCUGGUGAGGCCCGACCAGUGCUGUCCCACCUGCGAGGACGAGUCGGGCAGCGGCCAGCUGGAGGGGAUGGACAUGGUGGUUUGCAGGGCACCCGGGGGGGAGUUUUACGUGGAGGGGGAAACGUGGAACCUGGACGAGUGCACGGUGUGCACCUGCAGGAAGGGACGCGUCCUGUGCGACGCCGAGGAGUGUCCCCCCGCUCUCUGCCAGACGCCGAUCUGGAACAAGGACACCUGCUGCCAAGUGUGCCCAGAGGAGGCGCUGAGCCCCUUGCUGCCCGUGAACAGCAGCCAGCAGGAGUACUGCGUCACCAGCGACGGGGACGUGCUGCUGCCGGGGGACUCGUGGAGGGCCAACGCCUGCACCAGCUGCACCUGCCACAACGGCACCGUCCGCUGCUUCUCGCAGCGCUGCCCGCCAGCCGACUGCAGGGUGCCCGUCCUGCGCAAGGGCCAGUGCUGCCCGCACUGCCUGCUGGAAAUGACAACGCCGGUGCCGAGCGGCGUCCCCAAGACGACGACGACGACGACGACCACAGCGGAGAGCGCGACGUGGAUCACGGCCGCCACCGUCCCGCCCGCCACGCCAGAGACAGAUGAGCCGGGUUUGGGCGAGAAUCACCCCAGACAAACGGAGAUGGCGGUCGUCUACCAGUCGGCCGCCUGGAUCCUGGCGGGCCUCCUACUGGCCGUCAUCAUCUUCCUCGCGGUGGCGUUGCUCGUCAACAGGAAAAAGAAGUGGGUGCAGAUGUCCUGCUACAGCGCGCCAAAGAAGACGGUGAUCCUGAAGAAGCACGUCAACAAGAACUCGGUGGUCUACAUGGAGCCCUCCAAGGACAACGCAUUUCACAACGUGAAGCACGACUGCGGCGGCGUCGUGGUCCGUUUCUCCCCCGAAAUGAGCUCCACGCGUGCCGACAAGAUGACGAUCCCCAGGGCCAAGCUGAGCAACACCUGGACGCCGCGCUAAGAACCCCAGAACCAGCACAGCGCCGCUCGAACACUGCCCAUCGGGAGCGGUCCGGCACCACCUCCUCCUCCUCCUCCUCCUUCUUCUCUUACUGCUGUAUCCAUGGUGAUCAGUGCAACAGAAACACACACACACACACCUCGUUCCCACCCUUCUGUCCGUGUGAAACUGAGGACGUUCCUUGAAGAGACAAAGUGUGUCCACAUUAUUUCUUUGGCGCGGCGAAGACGGCGCCAUGUGGACAGAA
Pungitius pungitius (ninespine stickleback) is the source of this 3445-nucleotide messenger RNA. RefSeq names its product cysteine rich transmembrane BMP regulator 1 (chordin-like) (gene crim1). The record is from RefSeq and is a predicted model, not a curated record. Lineage: Eukaryota; Metazoa; Chordata; Actinopteri; Perciformes; Gasterosteidae. Gene Ontology annotation, molecular function: protein binding; serine-type endopeptidase inhibitor activity. Bases 382 to 3198 code for a protein of 938 amino acids. Gene Ontology annotation, cellular component: extracellular region; plasma membrane. The transcript has 15 exons.